AUAAAUUGUAAAUUUACUCGUAGAAAGCGAAUAAGCGAUAACAGGGCAAAUAGUGUUUGUCGUCCCGCCUCUCAUUUCUCACCGUAAAUUGUCGCACAAGUUUUCGUGAACCACGACAGCCGAUCUCUCCGUCGCACGUCUCCGUCGCUUCUCCGUGCAGACCUGCGUUGCUGCGCUUUUCUACAAUCGACUUAAACUUGAGUAGAAGACAUUUUCAAUAGCAAAAUAGUAAACUCUAAGGCUCUACAUAUUCUAUAUGAAGAUGAAGAUUCAAUGUAAAAUAAGCGAAAGACAGUUGUAAGAGUAUGUAUGACCUAGAGAUAUAUCAGCUAUCAAAAAGCAAAGUUGCCCGACAUAAUGAGGUUCAAAAGAUACUUUGAUGACACAACAAUUUAACCCAAACUCCCAUUACAAAUUACUCGUUUACAGGGAGCUGAAGCACACAAUGAAGUUGCUCAAGAUUUUCUAGGAUCGUCUAUUUCAGUACAUUAAACCCAACAUCAAACAUAUCAACAAAUUACUCGUUUCUGUUACAUAUUGUCACUCUAGUCUUUGUGCGUCUUAUGAAGGAUCAAAAUCAAUUUUGUUAUAUGAAUUUCCUUCCAGAUAUGGCUCAGUUUCCUUUUCAUUGAUCAAACAAAAUCAGGAAAUAUUCUAUAUCUAUUAGUUUCCUUUUAUGUUUUGAAAUUUGAAUCUUUGUUCAUUUUUUGUUGUUGUUUUUGCAGAUUAUAAAGUCAUUUGAUUACCAAACCAAUCAUGAAGUUGCGACUAAGAUCCUUUGAAACCAAAGAAACCCUUAAACUUGAAAUACCUAAUCCUUGCACUCUCCACCAUCUUAUACAACUCCUCUCUCAAAAACUCCCUUCUUCUUCUUCACGUUCUUCUGCUAUAUAUUUCUCUCUCAACCAAAAAGACAACCUUACAAUUUCUUCCCCUGAAGAUUCUAUUCAGUCAACCGGAAUCACAUCUGGUGAUCUCAUCUACUUCACCACAAACCCUAAUGGAUUUUCCACUUUCCCUCUUGUCUCUCCACCACCACCACCACCCAAAUCAGAACAAUCUCAACAUUCCCAAACUCCAAAUCCCAAUUCCAGUCUGGAACUCCCGCCUUGCUUCAUUCAACUUCCAAGCGAACUGAAACUGAAGAUUCUGGAUUCCGUUUCCGGUGUUGAUGUAGCAAACAUGAGCUGUGUAUGUUCGGAAUUGCAAUACUUGGCAUCAAUAGAUGAUCUCUGGAAACAAAAGUAUGUUGAUGAAUUUGGGGAUUGUAAUGGGUUUGGGAGUUUUAAAGAGAGAUUUGCAAAGGCUUGGGAAAGUCAGAAAAGGAGGAAGAGGGUUAGUGGGAGUAGGUUAAGUUAUGGUCGAUUUGGUCCAAUAUUUGUUCCGAGUAUGCAUACUUUUGUGAAUCACAAUAGACUAAUGUUUUCAAAAUUAUCAGGAAAAUGAGUAGCAUUGUCCGAAAUAAAAACCCCAAUACAAAAUGCGAUGAAUAUUUUUGAAA
Messenger RNA from Lactuca sativa (garden lettuce), 1501 nucleotides. The record is from RefSeq and is a predicted model, not a curated record. NCBI's taxonomy places the organism in Eukaryota, Viridiplantae, Streptophyta, Magnoliopsida, Asterales, Asteraceae.